GUCGCGGGCGCGCGCGCUCAGAGGGAGGCCGGCCGCUGCCCGCGCCGGUGUCUCCGGUUGCCGGGCCAAGCCUCGCCAGACUGCCCGGCCCCGGAUCCAGGCUCCACGAGUUGCUCUCAGCUCGGGAUUCACGCACCCCGGGCUCGAACCUCGGACGCACACCUGAGAGCUCGGCCGGAGGGUGGGUCCAGGCCCAGCGGAGACAUGGGGAAAUUUCAGUCCAAGCACGCCGCAGCAGCCUGCAAGAGGAGAGAGAGUCCCGAAGGGGACAGCUUCGUGGUGCCUGCGUACGGGAGCGGUCGCAGGGGAGCGGAAGAAACGGACCGGCGCGCGGGCAGCGGUGUGGAACAUCGCUCACGGGACAAGCAGGAGCUGCUCAAUGGAGACCCUAAGGAGGGGCCUUUCUGGGACGACAAGGGUUCCCUAGAAGUUGUGCUGCCCCCUGAGAAGUCUGAGGGCCAUGAGGGCCAGGGCCAGCUCUUCAGCACAGAUGAUGGGGAGAAGGCAGCAAGCCGUGAGGGUCCACUGAGACUUAGCAAGAAGCACUUGAACAUUGACGCACUGCAGUGUGACGUCUCAGUGGAAGAAGACAACCGCCAAGAAUGGACAUUCACAUUGUAUGACUUUGACAACAGUGGGAAAGUCACCAGAGAGGACAUGUCCAGCCUGAUGCACACCAUCUACGAGGUUGUCGAUGCCUCUGUCAAUCACUCCUCCGGCAGCAGCAAGACCCUUCGAGUGAAGCUAACUGUCAGCCCUGAACCCUCCAGCAAGAAGGAAUGUCCUCUCACUGGCCAAGACCGGGAGCCCACUCGUGGCAGAACAGAGAUUGAGCUCACAGAUGAGCCCCGAGUGGCUGACAGAAGGCUAUCCGCCUACAGCAGGAAGCCCAAUGCUGAUCCCCAGCCCUGCUCUGUGCGAGUGCCCUACUGUGUGGAUGAGAACACAGAGCGCAGAAACCACUACCUAGACCUUGCUGGCAUCGAGAACUACACAUCUAAGUUUGGUCCUGGGUCACCACCUGAGCAGGCCAGGCAAGAACAUCAUGGCAGGGCCACACACAUUCCAAGCAGGUCCCGAUCACAAGAGUCGGAUGCCCACGCUAUACACCACCGCAGGUCUCAAGUCCUGGCUGAGCAUGUCAUACCAGCUAAUGAGCCUGCCACCCGGGCCCUGGCUGCACAGCCCCGGAUCAAGGGGCAGGAGAAGCAGUUCCUCAGGUCUCCUAAGGGUCCAGGAAAACCUCUUGGGACACCAGGCAGUGGCAAGCCAGGGAAAGCUCUCAGCUAUUGCCUGCAGGCCGUGCCAUUGCCCCAGAGUGCUCAGGAUGGCCACCACCUUCCUCAGCCCCCACCACAGCCUCCACCGCAGCCCUAUGGUCACAAGCGGUACCGGCAGAAAGCCAGAGAAGGCCACUCACCACUUAAGGGGCAUGGCCAGCCUACCAUGGUGGAGCAUGAAGUAGUACGGGACCUGCCUCCCAUGCUGGGGCCUGAGGGCUAUGUGAUGCCUGUGGUCCAGAGGCAUGAACACCACCAUCACCAUGAGCACCACCACCAUCACCACCACCACCACUUCCACCCAUCCUAGCACCCAAACAAGCACUCUGCCCAAAUGCCCUUGGGAACAGAGCAGGGGCUGGCAUGUGCCCAGUAGAGAAUACAGCAUCCCCUGGCUCAACACCAGCUGCAGAUGUCAAGGGGGCACACCAGGGAGAUGGCACCAGGCUUGGAUAUUCAUGGACAAAGCUACCUUUCUCCAUGCCAUUUGGAUACCAGUACAUUUGAUGCAGCUGAUGGUUACCAGGGACACGUGCUCCUGUGUCAUCCAGAAAGCCCAUACAUGAGGGCACAAAAGCAUCUGUUCCUGCUUUUGCUGCAGUGUGACCAUGGGAUAUUUGAAGGCAUCCUUUGUAUCCUCAUGGUUCUUUGACCUUCGGGUACCUGAAUAGAAAAGGCAAUGCUUUUUGUGAAGUUUCUAUGUUGUAAAGUCAGUGGACUGGCUUGGAAAGUGGUUCUUCUUCAGUGUACCAUGUUAAACAAAGCAAAACAAAGAGGCCAGAUUAUCAGCAAAUGUGGAGGGGGCACUGUUGAGCAGAGGGACAGAGUGACGUUCCGUGGGCAGCAUGAGGCUUGGUGUCGAGCUUCCAGCAUCCUAGGUAGAUAUGGAUAAGACCCAGACGGGUUGGGAUGAGAAGGAUCAGGUACAAUGCUGGAGGUCCUCAUUCAGGCUGUGCAUAGCCAAGUGAUACUUAGAUGUCCCUCCAUAAAGGCUGCAAAGGUAUGGGGUCCUCAAGAAGCCACAAUUUUCAUGGUUCCACCAGCAGGACAGAACAAGAGGAACUUUUUAACCUCUUGUGAGUUUAUGAAAGUUGGGCAUGAUGCCUUCUUGGCAUAAUAAAGAAUUGUGCAUUCUGUAACAAGGCACACAUACCCUUGUAUUAAAACACUUUUCUGAGAGCGGUGGGUAGUGUACUGACACACCGUAGCUGCAGGUGAAGAUGACAGGUACUUGUGGAGGGUGAAUGCUGUAGAACCGUCCUGGCUUAUACUGCUUGACGCACACAACUCCAUAGCAAUGCUUCUUAAUAAGGGAUUUCUAGACUAAGAAAAACCAGAACUCUAAACCCAGAGUUCAGCUCAUGUUAACAAGAAACACCAAGCUCCAGAUGGACUCCGUGGGCUCCAGCUUAUGCAGACUGUUGAGAAGCGACACAACCUUAUGUUUAUCUCCUUUCCCCUCAACCCCGUGCCUAUUCUAAGGAAUUCCCGAAGACCUGAAUGUGAUGUCUCUGACCUGGGGACCAUCAGUCCUCUGUAGGCUGUUCACUGUUAGCUAGACAUGCUCCCCAAAACGAAAAUGACUAGAGUGUGUCACCCUUUCCUUACAACAUGACUAAAGUACCCACGUCAUGGAUGUAGAGAUGGCAUGUAUGUGAGGUUCCACCACCCACACCACAGCAGAGGGAUUGAAUCAGCAUGGCCACCCAGUUUCUCUCUCAGUAUGCAGCACUCUUAUAUUGGGCUUGUGCUAAGAGGUCCUUUCAGGAGGCUGAAGAGAUGGCUCAGCAGUUAAGAGGCUGCUCUUCCAGAGGUCCUGGGCUCAAUUCCCAGCACCCCCACAUGGCAGUUCACAACUGUCUGUAACUCCAAUUCUAGGGCUUCCAACACCCUCACACAGACAUACAUGUAGAUAAAACACCAAUGAACAUAAGCUUUUUUCAAAAAAAAAAAAAAAAAAGUCCUUUCAGGCCCUGAGAGAUGUCCUACAGGAUAUCCCCAAUGACACCUAGGGCCAUGGUCCAGCUGCAGCAGCAUGGGAAGUGGGGAGAUUCAGCCAAGCCUGAGCCCUGGCUUCACGUUUUAAAAAUGCAGGGCAGGUGGAAGCCCUGACAAGCUCAUGGCAGGGGCCGAGCACCUGCCACUGUGUGAGUGUUAAGUGGAGGGGGGUACACCACCCCAGACAGCUGAGAGUUCUCCCUCCGUACCAUGAUAAGACCUAAAGAGAUGGGAAAGCACUUGUGAAGUAAAUGAGAAACACCCAGACCAUUUAGUUGGGUGUGGCAGUGAGAGCUUGUGGGAGGCUACAUCAAGAGCUACAAUCCAAGACCAGACUGGACUAUCUAGUGACACCGCCUCCCCUGUCCCCAAACUGCUCAUGUUCUCCAGCACGUAGCCACUCUGGACGUGGUCACUAGUGUCUGAGAACAGUGGAUCUACUGAGAUGCAGGAACUUGGCUUGGGAUAACUCCAGGACUACCUAGUAGUAAAACUGCAAUGUUGAAAAUGGAGACAGAGGUAAGAAAGAUAGAGGUGGUGAUGCUUAGUCCACCCUGUGCUGGGUGCCAGGAUGGUGUCUCUGUGGCAGUUGGUAGUACCUGGCAACAGACGACAGUGGCUGUGGUGAGGAAAAUAACCAACCUUGGCUGUGUAUGUGGAGGUUGUGGCUACUGUGUAUUCUUAGAACUCAACAACCCGAUCUAUGUACAUUCCCAAAUAAACUGUCGCAGGAGUGAA
Molecule: messenger RNA, 4016 nt
Organism: Mus musculus (house mouse)
Lineage: Eukaryota; Metazoa; Chordata; Mammalia; Rodentia; Muridae
Gene: Nkd2
Product: naked cuticle 2
Exons: 10
Coding region: 205-1590 (461 amino acids)
Biological process (GO): negative regulation of canonical Wnt signaling pathway; protein localization to plasma membrane; positive regulation of protein processing
Cellular component (GO): exocytic vesicle; cytoplasmic vesicle; cell periphery
Molecular function (GO): ATPase binding; myosin heavy chain binding; ubiquitin protein ligase binding
Source: RefSeq, marked validated